Molecule: messenger RNA, 1455 nt
Organism: Guyanagaster necrorhizus
Lineage: Eukaryota; Fungi; Basidiomycota; Agaricomycetes; Agaricales; Physalacriaceae
Product: kinase-like protein
Exons: 5
Coding region: 346-1455 (369 amino acids)
Biological process (GO): protein phosphorylation
Molecular function (GO): protein kinase activity; ATP binding
Source: RefSeq, a predicted model, not a curated record
CGUCUCCCCAUCUAACGUCCUACAUCACUGCCAUUUUACGCCCUGUGAUUCCGGUUUUUUAAUUUUCUCUUUCUAUCUGGUAAGUCCCAUUGCGGUUCUGUUCUCGUUUCGUUGUUCGCCCGGCAACAGGUCGUCGAACCAUCUCUGUCAACGUCGUGGUUACCUCACCUCUUCCUCGCCAGAUGAGGCAGGCAUUACAGCUACUUCUCCAGUGUGCUAUACAGGCUGCAUCGUAUAAAGGGCCAGGUGGCAUGGUUAAUCGUCAUCUUUCAUCUGCCACCUUUUCAGCUGGUGGUGAUUCGUCAUCCCUCCUUUCUCUCCUCGUGAUUCAUUUGACUCCAGUUUAUGAUGGCUGAUUCGGGAUCUCAUAGACUCGACCUUCGGGUCGGCGGGAAGUAUAGGCUAGGCAAAAAGAUCGGUUCCGGCUCAUUUGGAGACUGUUAUCUUGGGAUCAACAUCAUUUCAGGAGAGGAGGUCGCCAUCAAGCUUGAAUCAGUCAAGGCCAAGCAUCCGCAACUCGAAUAUGAAUCUAAGGUAUACAAGACCCUUGCGGGCGGUGUCGGUAUACCAUUCGUCAGAUGGUUCGGCACUGAGUGCGAUUAUAAUGCCAUGGUUCUCGAUCUUCUAGGACCUUCUUUGGAAGAUCUUUUCAACUUCUGUAACCGCAAGUUCAGCCUGAAGACCGUUCUUCUGCUCGCUGAUCAGCUGAUAUCGCGCAUUGAAUACAUUCACUCGCGUAACUUUAUUCAUCGUGAUAUCAAGCCUGACAAUUUCCUCAUGGGAAUUGGUAAACGGGGAAAUCAGGUGAACGUCAUCGAUUUCGGUCUAGCCAAGAAAUUCAGAGACCCCAAAACCCAUCUGCACAUUCCCUACCGCGAGAACAAGAACUUGACGGGCACUGCCCGCUACACAUCCAUCAACACCCACUUGGGAGUAGAGCAGUCUCGUCGAGACGACCUGGAAUCACUGGCUUAUGUCCUCAUGUACUUCCUUCGUGGCGCUCUUCCUUGGCAAGGUUUGAAGGCUGCCACCAAGAAGCAGAAGUAUGACCGCAUCAUGGAGAAGAAGAUGACCACGCCUACUGAUUUAUUGUGCCGAGGAUUCCCUAACGAGUUUGGUAUCUUUUUAAACUACACCCGCGCACUUCGUUUCGAUGACAAACCCGAUUACUCUUACCUCCGCAAGCUAUUCCGUGACCUUUUCGUCCGUGAAGGUUAUCAAUAUGAUUACGUCUUUGACUGGAGCGUCCAGAGGGGAGCUCAGGACGACAACUCGGCUGGGACGUCCAAGGCUGGUGCUGGACGAAGGAAGGUUGUUCAGGAAGAUGAUGAACAUCGUGCGAACGACAGAAUACUUGAUUCCAGGCUGCGCUCUCACACCCGUCAGGCGCUGCAGUCAGGCGCGCCUGGAGCCGUUGGACAACAACGCCGUGGACGUGACGCUGAACUUUGGUAA